CUAUAUAAGCGCCGUGCAGGCCUCACGCCUUUCUCUGUGAGGCAGACGCGGUCGCAGCUGCAGCGGAGCCUGGUGCCGCCCGCUCCUGCUCCUGACUCACCGCUGUUCGCUCUCCCCGAGGAACAAGUCGGUCAGGAAGCCGCACCGCAGCCAUGGCUUUUAAAGAUACUGGGAAGACGCCCGUGGAGCCGGAGGUGGCGAUUCACCGGAUUAGAAUCACCCUCACCAGCCGCAACGUGAAGUCUUUGGAGAAGGUGUGUGCCGACCUGAUCAGAGGCGCGAAGGAAAAGAAUCUCAAAGUGAAAGGCCCCGUUCGGAUGCCUACCAAGACUCUGAGGAUAACUACAAGGAAAACUCCUUGUGGUGAAGGUUCUAAGACUUGGGAUCGUUUCCAGAUGAGGAUCCACAAGCGACUCAUUGACCUGCACAGCCCUUCCGAGAUUGUCAAGCAGAUCACGUCCAUCAGCAUUGAGCCAGGGGUCGAGGUUGAAGUCACCAUUGCAGAUGCUUAAAGCAACAUUUUUAAUAAAUUGAUAAUCAGUUGUUAAA
This is a messenger RNA of Hippopotamus amphibius kiboko, 549 nucleotides long. It is a transcript of the gene RPS20, whose product is annotated as ribosomal protein S20. Gene Ontology annotation, biological process: translation. NCBI's taxonomy places the organism in Eukaryota, Metazoa, Chordata, Mammalia, Artiodactyla, Hippopotamidae. The record is from RefSeq and is a predicted model, not a curated record. Gene Ontology annotation, cellular component: ribosome; cytosolic small ribosomal subunit. Gene Ontology annotation, molecular function: RNA binding; structural constituent of ribosome. The transcript has 4 exons. Bases 153 to 512 code for a protein of 119 amino acids.